UCGGUUCGCCGUCCUCGCCCUCCCCUCCCCGUCGUCGCCAGAGGCCUGCUGCAGCCAUGUCUGAGACCAAAAUUAUCACCUACGACGAGCUCAAGAAGAACAACAAGAAGGACAGCCUGUACAUCCUCAUUCACCAGAAGGUGUACAACGUCUCAAAAUUCAUUGAUGAGCACCCAGGAGGAGACGAGGUGAUUCUCGCCGAGACCGGUAAGGAUGCUACAGAGGCAUUCGAGGAUGUCGGUCACUCGGACGAGGCCCGUGCUAUCCUCAAGGACCUCUUCGUCGGUGAAUUCGAGAAGGAUGGUGCCCUCAAGGUGAAGCCUGCCUACGACAGUCACUCUUCGGGCAGCCAGGCUGUCAACACAGCCGUGCAGCAAGGAUCAAAUAUGAUGUACUUCGUUCCUCUCGCCAUGCUCGGCGCAUACUUCGCAUGGCGGUACUACUCGAGCGGGUCGCUAUAGACUGUUGCAUUGCUAUCUUUUGACUAGUUGUUCUCAUAUUCUGGUAGUGCUUCAUCUUGUUUUUAUGCAUUUCUUUGGCUCCCGGA
This is a messenger RNA of Rhodofomes roseus, 547 nucleotides long. Its product is annotated as cytochrome b5-like heme/steroid binding domain-containing protein. The record is from RefSeq and is a predicted model, not a curated record. Lineage: Eukaryota; Fungi; Basidiomycota; Agaricomycetes; Polyporales; Fomitopsidaceae. Gene Ontology annotation, cellular component: endoplasmic reticulum membrane; intracellular membrane-bounded organelle. Gene Ontology annotation, molecular function: heme binding. The transcript has 6 exons. Bases 57 to 461 code for a protein of 134 amino acids.